Molecule: messenger RNA, 1698 nt
Organism: Sordaria macrospora k-hell
Lineage: Eukaryota; Fungi; Ascomycota; Sordariomycetes; Sordariales; Sordariaceae
Source: RefSeq, a predicted model, not a curated record
AUGGGGGACGUCCGACAAUUACAGGAGGAACACGCGGCGGCCAUGGCAAAGACGAGCGCACAAGAGCCGUCUAUCCAGGCCGUGACAUCGCAAGCCACUGCAACUUCUUCUGCUUCCGGAAAGAAUGUCGAUAUUCUCGAACUGCCCGCCGUCACACUCACCUGCGAGAAAGGUGAAUUGGUAAUUCAAGUCACACAAAUGCCCGAUAAGGAAGAAGAGGCCCAGACCUCAACCGGAUUCCUAAACUACAUCCCUCUCGACGGUCUCGACGGCAUACUAACCCCGUUCUUCCCCUCCUCCACAGUCACCCCUCCGCGUCGUCUUCCUCCGGGGUCCGUCCCGUUCUACAACAUCCUCUGGGCCUACAUCACCCCAGACCGCAACUACCUCCGCAUCGACUUCGCCGAAGAGACAUCACCCAAGAAGCAUCAACUUAUCGUCCGCCAACUCGAGUUCCCUCUCCCCUCAGCUCCCUCCCAAGCUCCCGAGCGCGAAUCACUUUUGUCCCCCACCAUUCUAUCGCCCUCGGCCGCCACGCUGGACGCCUUCGUCUCCCGCCUUCUCGACCUCGCCUACCCCGCGCCCAUCCAACGCCGAAAGCGCGCCUGGGUUCUCGUCAACCCCCAGGCUGGCCCAGGCGGCGCUGACAAGAUUUUCGAAAAGGAAGUCCGUCCCAUCUUCGAAGCGGCCCGCAUGCCGCUCACCAUCAUCCGCACCACUUACUCGGGUGAAGCCGUCACCCUGUCCCAAGACCUCGACAUAUCCCAGUACGACAUCGCAGUCCCUUGCUCCGGCGACGGCCUACCACACGAAGUUUUCAAUGGUCUUUCCAAGAGAUCCGACGCCCGCCGUGCUUUGGCGAGGGUAGCAGUGUGCCACAUCCCCUGCGGCUCCGGAAACGCCAUGUCCUGCAACUUGUACGGCACGCACCGCCCUUCGCUGGCGGCGCUGGCGAUUGUGAAGGGCGUGCCGACGAAGCUGGACCUGUGCAGCGUCACGUUGCAGGAUGGAGAGCGCCUGACGAGCUUCUUGAGUCAGGCGUACGGCAUGAUUGCUGAUCUGGAUAUCACGACGGAACAUCUGAGGUGGAUGGGGGCGGCGAGGUUCACGUACGGGUUCUUGACGCUGGCCAUCAGGAAGAAGACGUAUCCAUGUGAUGUGGCGAUGAAGGUGGAGGUGGAUGGGAAGGGGGAGAUUAAGGGGCAUUAUGCUAGGGGGGUGAGGAGCACGGAAGGGGAAGUUGAGAACGGGGAAGCUAGCGGGGAUGGGCUUGGGGAAGAGGAUGGUGCAGGAGAGGAGGGAGAAGAGGGGGGUGCCGGGCUUAAGAUGGCCUACAUGGCCCCAGACGCCAACUUCUUCUCCGCCGCCCUCGCCAACGACGGCUUGCUAGAUCUGAUCACCACCGACGGCGACAUUUCUCUCUGGAAGAACAUCAACAUGCAACUUUCUGUCGAAUCUGGUCACUUCUUCGAUAACCCCCUGGUUUCUUACCGCAAAGUGUCCGCUUUCCGGUUGACGCCCCGGUACCAGGACCCGAACGGCGUGAUUAGCAUCGAUGGCGAGGCGAGACCGUUUGCGCCGUUCCAGGUGGAGGUGCAUAAGGGUCUUGGACUGACUCUCAGCAAGAGGGGCGUGUUUGAGGCGCCGGGGCCGCAUGGGUGGGAUAAAGUUUCGACGACGGAGAGGUUGAUGGCCUAA